UGUACCUAUACCAUAAAUGCCAUAUAUUUCAAGAGAGCAUCUUGCUUUAUUAAUAUUCAUUAUGAAUUCCUUAAGAAAUGUUAACAAUAUAGGGGCAGAUCCUUUUAGUGAAGCUGAUGACAUGGUCAAGUGAUUCUGGAGUGGUCAAGAAUAUUCCAGUGCUGAUCCUUUGAUUCCUCUGUCUUCAUUUCUUUUCCUUGCAUCCUUCCCUCACAUCCUAAGGGGGUGGAGAUUAGACAAGAGGUAAGGCAAGGAAAGAAAAAAAAGGAGGAUCCACAAACAAAGAAAUGAAACCCAGUUUUUCUUUACAGUGACAUUGCCAUCUACUGGUCUGUCAGCAUAACAUCAUGUUUUAGUUUAGUUUUCAUGGAUCUGUGUUAGCAGGGAUUGUUUUGACAAUGUUGUCAUCUGUAUGGAAAACUUAAAAAAGAAAAUGCAAAGAAAAAAUGUUUGCUUGCUGUUGUGUUGAAAGCACCCAAAUUUCCUUUUUUUUCCCAAAUGUCCCAAUUGAUUUUCAUCACUUUUAAUGUUUUCAUUUUAGGCCUGAUGAAAGUGAAAGAGGAAAGACAAGAUCUGAAUGAAGUGGAAGAGAAGCAUCAGCAUCAGAAAGCUCAUGAUGCCAACACUGGAGAGAAAUCAUAAGCAGAGAUAUCUGGAAGAGUAACAACUGAACUGAGAUCUGCUGCUGUGGAGAUGGAGUUUGUUAAAGAAGAGAUUGAAGAGAACACGAGUGAACCAGAAACCUGGAGAAUAAAACACGAGGAACCAGAAACCUGGAGAAUAAAACACGAGGAACCAGAAACAUGGAAAAUAAACCAUGAGGAACCAGAAACCUUCGGAAUAAAACAAGAGGAACCAGAAACCUGGAAAAUAAACCACGAGGAACCAGAACCAGAAACCUGGAAAAUAAAACACAAGGAACCAGAAACCUGGAAAAUAAACCACGAGGAACCAGAAACCUGCGGAAUAAAACACGAGGACCAAGGUCUGAGGAAAGUGAAAGAGGAAAGACAAGAUCUGAAUGAAGUGGAGGAGAAGCAUCAGGAUCAGAAAGAUCAUGAUUUCAACACUGGAGAAAAAUCAGUGAGUUUCUCUAAAACUGAAAAUGGCAACAUUCAGAUAACCGAGGUCAAAAAGCCUUUCAGCUGCUCUCAGUGUGGAAAGGCGUUCAAACUGAAAAGUAGUCUUAUGUACCACAUGUUAGUUCAUGCUGGAAUAAAACCUUUCACCUGUUCCGAGUGUGGAAAAAGUUUCACGCAGAGAAAACGACUCACUGUGCAUGUGCGUAUUCACUCUUCUGAAAAGCCUUUCAGCUGCUCUCAGUGUGGAAAGACGUUCAAACUGAAAAGUAGUCUUAUGUACCACAUGUUAGUUCAUGCUGGAAUAAAACCAUUCACCUGCUCUGAGUGUGGAAGGAGUUUCACACAGAAAAAACGACUCAAUGAGCAUGUGCGUAUUCACUCUUCUGAAAAACCUUUCACCUGUUCUGAGUGUGGAAGGAGUUUCACUCUAAAAAAACAACUCAAUUUGCAUGUGCGUAUUCACUCUUCUGAAAAACCUUUCAGCUGCUCUCAGUGUGGAAACACUUUCAAACUGAAGAGAAGCCUUAAGUACCACAUGUUAGUUCAUGCUGGAAUAAAACCAUUCACCUGCUCUGAGUGUGGAAAAAGUUUCACGCAGAGAAAACGACUCAAUGUGCAUGUGCGUAUUCACUCUUCUGAAAAGCCUUUCAGCUGCUCUCAGUGUGGAACGAGUUUCACACGUAAAGCAAGCCUUAAUGAUCACAUGAUAAUGCAUACUGGGAAAAAUCCUUUCAACUGCUCUCAGUGUGGAAAGACUUUCAAACAGAAGAGAAACCUUAUGCACCACAAGUUAAUUCAUGCUGGAAAAAAGCCUUUCUGCUGCUCUCAGUGUGGAAAGAGUUUUACACACAAAAAACAUCUCAAUGAGCAUGUGCGUAUUCACUCUUCAGAAAAGCCUUUCACCUGCUCUCAGUGUGAAAAGAGUUUCACACGUAAAGCAAGCCUUAAGAAUCACAUGUUAAUUCAUGCUGGAAUAAAGUCUUUCAGCUGCUCUCAGUGCGGAAAGAGUUUUACACAGAAAGGUAGCCUGAAGAAUCACAUGUUCAUUCACAGUGGAAUAAAGCCUUUUGUCUGCUCACAGUGUGGAAAGAGUUUCAUUCAGAAAGUUCAACUCAAGAUUCAUUUGAUAACUCACUCUUCGGAAAAGUCUUUCACCUGAUCUCAGAGUGGAAACCAUUUCAGUCGUAAAGAAUGCCUUAAGAUUCACAUUAAUCCAUAAUGGGGAAAAGCCUUUUACUUGCUCUCAGUGUGGAAUCAGUUUUUCCUAUAAGCAAGGAUUUAAUAUUCACAUGAGAAUUCCAAGUGAAGCAAAGUCGUCUGUGUGAGAAGAUUUGGGAAGCUGGUGUCAGAACUCAUCUUCAUCGCUUUCACUGUGCCCUGAGGAAAUUGAACUGAUCUGGAAGGAGAUUUCUAAGGGUUGACUCUAAUGCUGGGCGGUAUACUGUUUCACACCGAAUACUGGUGUUUAUUUUUCGUAUGAAAUCAACUUUUAAAAUACCGCAAUACCUUUGUCGUCUAAACAACGUUCGGAACGCGACACUAUUUGAGAGCCGUCACUUCACACAAGCAUGACUUCAGAACUAUAUUUAGCAACUUUCAGACCCAACUUUUUCAACUUUCAGAUUAAUUUGAUUCUGGCUUCAUUUUUAGACCUCAGUUGCAAGGUGGAGGAUUUUCAAUCUAUUCUGUCAUUAUUCAUUUUUGUUUUGCCAAUUUUAUCCUUCAUAACUGUGUUUUUCAUGAGAUGUCACAUAAUCAUUGGAACAUAUUCAUUUGUUUUGGGGGCA
Molecule: messenger RNA, 2869 nt
Organism: Carassius carassius (crucian carp)
Lineage: Eukaryota; Metazoa; Chordata; Actinopteri; Cypriniformes; Cyprinidae
Product: gastrula zinc finger protein XlCGF26.1-like
Exons: 3
Coding region: 694-2241 (515 amino acids)
Biological process (GO): regulation of transcription by RNA polymerase II
Cellular component (GO): nucleus
Molecular function (GO): RNA polymerase II cis-regulatory region sequence-specific DNA binding; DNA-binding transcription factor activity, RNA polymerase II-specific
Source: RefSeq, a predicted model, not a curated record